AUGUGUAAAUCAUUUAUGAUUGUCAUUUGUGGGGCACCCACAAUAGAUUCCUAGCAUGAUUCUUAUUUAUUUGUCUAUUUAUAUGGGGAGUUGUGGCAUUUUAUGCGUGUCAUGUCAACCAUAACAAAGAUAAAAAUUAGUUACGGAGUAUAUAUAAAUCGAUCCGAGCUUAUUUCUUCUUCCAGAUCCGAGCUUGGAAUGAUCCGAGCUUGGCAGCGAUGGUGGCGACGGCUAUAGCGGUGAUGAUGGGACUGGAGCAAUUAUGGUGGAGGGGGAUGGUGGAGAUGGUCGGAGAAUGGAUCGAUGGUGGAGCUGACGGCAACGGCGGCGCUGGCGGCGAGGAGGAGAGGGGCCACGGAAGAGGCGGUGGUGGGGAUUUGAUGGUGGCAGGGGCAGGGCUAGGAAAGGAAGGAGAGAGGGGUAUUUUAGAGAAUUUACACCCAUAGUCAAAAUGAGGAAAAGUCAAAAUAGGAAGUUUAUUCCCGGACAGAGGGAGUAUUUAAUUGUAAAGAAAUGAUCAUUUUGAGAAUAUAUUUUAAAUUUGGAUGAUAAAAAAAUUCUAAAAUACAUUUUAAUUAAUCAUCAUUUGAAUAACAUUAUUUAUAAAGG
Cuscuta campestris is the source of this 609-nucleotide messenger RNA. The record is from the annotation of a GenBank genome assembly. NCBI's taxonomy places the organism in Eukaryota, Viridiplantae, Streptophyta, Magnoliopsida, Solanales, Convolvulaceae.